AUGUCAGUAAUAAUCAAUAAUAAAUUAUAUUUAUUUAUUAGUUGUUUAACUUAUAUAUCAAUAUUAUAUGUAAAUGCUCAUCCAAUUCGAUUUGACAAUUCUAAAACAAAACAAAAAUCAUUUUAUUUUGAUUCAAAUCAAAAAUUAAAUAAUCAGAUUUAUAUUCAAGAAUAUUUUCAAAUAAAAUCUUCAACAACAAAUCAUCCUUUUAUUCAAACAACAACAAUAAAACCAUUUACUAUUAAUCAUUCAACAAGAAAUUAUCAUAGAACAACAAAAACAACUACAGAAUAUAAUCAUGCUUCUUCUUCUUCUUCUUCUUCUUCUUCUUCUUCUUCAAGUUCAACUAUAAAUCCAUAUGAUUAUGAUCAAUAUGAUCAAGAUAUUGAAAAUAAUGAAAAUGACGAUUCAAACGAAAAAUUUCAAUUAACUCAUUUAAAUUCUAUUAAACAAGAUGAAAGAAAAACUGAAUCUAUUAUUAUUAACAAUUCGUCUCAAAUAGAUAAAAUAAAUAAAGAUAAACAAUUAAAUACAUUAAAUUAUAAUCCGAACUGGGAAAAAACAAUAAUUAAACAAGUUCUUAUACUUGAUGUUUAA
Rotaria sp. Silwood1 is the source of this 597-nucleotide messenger RNA. The record is from the annotation of a GenBank genome assembly. Lineage: Eukaryota; Metazoa; Rotifera; Eurotatoria; Philodinida; Philodinidae.